AUGAUCUUCUCUUUUUACAUCUACACGCGCAGAGGGUCAUGCCUGUACCAAGAGAAGUGGAAUGUUUCCGGCGGCAAAAGUGUGACGUACUCGGACCCAGAGGAGGAAAAGCGUCUGCUCUUUGGCCUGCUCUUCUCGCUCAAGGAAUUUGUAGGGAAGAUCGCUCCCACGACGACAACACAAACGAGCGUAGACCCUUUCGCAGCGGGAGAGUCUGCUGGUUCAGGCGCUAGCACAGUACCAGAAAGUAUGCACCGAUACCAGACCAACUCGUACACGUGUCAUCAGUACGAGACGCCCAGUGGCCUGCGCUUCGUGAUGAUGACGGACAAUCAGGCGGGUGACAUGACACCCACGCUCAGGUAUAUCUACUCACAGAUCUACGUGGAGACGGUAGUAAGCAACCCGCUAAGUGACACCAAGAGCGGCAAACCGAUUACUAGCCAGCUCUUCCGCUCGCAGCUCACGCAGUAUCUCGAGAGUCAACCGUGUUUCAGAUAG
Messenger RNA from Phytophthora infestans T30-4, 501 nucleotides. Its product is annotated as trafficking protein particle complex subunit, putative. Gene Ontology annotation, cellular component: TRAPP complex. NCBI's taxonomy places the organism in Eukaryota, Oomycota, Peronosporomycetes, Peronosporales, Peronosporaceae. The transcript has a single exon. The coding region runs from base 1 to 501 and encodes 166 amino acids. The record is from RefSeq and is a predicted model, not a curated record. Gene Ontology annotation, biological process: endoplasmic reticulum to Golgi vesicle-mediated transport.